AUGGAAGAUAUUCUAGUUUCCAGAAUUUCGGGUGUCACCCAUUUCGAGCUUCCAUUGCUUCCCAACAACAUUGCAUUUUAUUGCCACCCGGAAUUCCAAUCAAUCAGCCUCCAAAUCGACGAGUGGUUCCUUGCCAAGAUGAGAAUCACCGACGAGACUUCCAAGAAGAAGGUGUUGGAGUCCAGGAUCGGUUUGUACGCCUGUAUGAUGCAUCCCCAUGCUGAGAGAGAGAAGAUUGUGCUGGCCGGGAAACAUCUCUGGGCCGUCUUCCUCCUUGACGAUUUGCUGGAAUCCAGCGGCACCCAAGAGAUGCCAAAGCUCAACGCCACCAUCUUCAACCUUGCCAGUGGAAAUUCCAACGAGGAUGUCACAAAUCCUGUGCUGGUUCUCUACCGAGAAGUUAUGGAAGAGAUCCGGGCUGGUAUGGAGCCACCAUUGCUGGAUCGCUAUGUGGAGUGCCUGGGAGCUUCACUGGAAGCCGUGAAGGAUCAAGUUCACCACCGAGUCGAGAAGAGUAUCCCUGGAGUGGAAGAAUACAAGCUUGCCCGCCGUGCCACUGGAUUCAUGGAAGCUGUCGGGGGUAUCAUGACCGAGUUCUGUAUGGGAAUCCGCCUCAACGAAAGUCAAAUCCAGUCUCCAGUCUUUCGAGAGCUCCUCAAUUCUGUGUCUGAUCACGUUGUUCUUGUCAAUGAUCUCUUGUCCUUCAGGAAAGAGUUCUAUGAAGGUGCUUGUCACCACAACUGGAUCUCAGUUCUCCUGCAGCACAGCCCCAGAGGGACGAGGUUCCAGGAUGCAAUUGAUCAGCUCUGCGAGAUGAUACAAGAAAAAGAGCUCUCAAUCCUGGCCUUGCAGAGGAAGAUUUCCAGCAAAGAACAUAGUGACUCGGAGCUGAUGAAGUUCGCAAGGGAGUUCCCAAUGGUUGCUUCCGGGAGCCUCGUGUGGUCGUACGUAACUGGCCGUUACCAUGGCUAUGGUAAUCCGCUGCUGACUGGGGAGAUUUUCAGUGGAACUUGGCUGCUCCAUCCCAUGGCCACCCUAGAUCUGGCCAAUCAGCGCUGCCAGAUAACUCGCCGGACUGAUGGCGGAGCAAAACUUCUCACCUCAGUUUGCCUUUGCAAAAAUCUUGCUGGCCAAUCAGCACAUGGCACUGCUUGGGCUGGGGUUUCUGCUCACUUCAGGUUUCCUCUGGCCAGUUGUGUCUUCCUUGCCCUCUGCUCCAAUUUGCCUCUCGAUCUUGGUGGUAAUGCAGGGAAAGAUAUUUCUCGCCACUGUGGGCGUAUGCCACGAUCAUCAUGUUCCACAAGCAAGACCUCGAUCUCAACAUCAAUGCAAGUGUCUGGCAAUGAGCUAUGUCUCCCCAACAAUUCUACACUGGCUCUUUCUCUCACAGAUCUAGAACAAAAGGUGUUAAUACUUGUGUUCGGUUCCAAUGUCGCUGUUGUGGAAAGACGAAUCGAUUGUACCUUUUUACUAGCAUUUCUUCUCUUGAUCCUUGUGCUGUUGGGAGGAAAACUGAUUAGGAGCAGUGUGCCCGUGUUCCCAGAGCACAGGAACUCCAUGCUCCAGUGCUGGGCAGCACUUACCUCAUGGUCUUCUCCUGGACAAUCUUGCUGGUUGCACAUGCUAGCCAUGGCAAUCUUGAGCGGGCAGAGAGCCCCCUUAGCCUGGAAUGCAUUGUGCCGAUUGGCCAAAGUAAUACCAGUGUUUGAUGGUCUUCUUGCUCCCGAUAUUGUCUCUUGGAAUCCCAUGUUUGCCUCUUUUUCCUUCUUUUCCUUCUCGCUGAUGUGGAACUCCCCCUCACAGUUAGUGGUGCAAAUAGAGAGCCACUUUGUGCGCAAUUAG
Molecule: messenger RNA, 1842 nt
Organism: Selaginella moellendorffii
Lineage: Eukaryota; Viridiplantae; Streptophyta; Lycopodiopsida; Selaginellales; Selaginellaceae
Product: (3S,6E)-nerolidol synthase-like
Exons: 5
Coding region: 1-1842 (613 amino acids)
Source: RefSeq, a predicted model, not a curated record